AAAUGGUACUUGCGUACUAAAAUGUGACGCGGUUCUACUCCUUGUCACGGAGCAGAAGCCCCCAAACUUGUGAGUUCACGACUCUAGAGCUUGGGAAAUCGCUUUUUAGAACCUCCAACCCCUACGUACGACCUCUUUAGCCUCAUUGUCGUUUGGACUGGACCAUUUGAAAAUAUACCAACAGCACUUUUAUAUAUUGACAUCUUCAAAACCUCCCCCUUGAUGCAGUCUUCCAACCACAACACCGCCGACCGUACCACUACUUCUUACUGCUCUGCUCGUAUACACUGCUGUCUUGUUCACCAAAAUGGCCAACAACCACGCGGGCGAGUUCCCGUUGUUGGCUGCCCACAACCUCUACGCCGCCGAUAUCAAAGGAGAUGGUAACUGCCUCUUCAACGCCCUUUCCGACCAGCUCUAUGGCGACCAGAGCGAGCACAACAAGAUAAGAGCUCGCGUGAUAGAAUACAUGCGGGAGCACGCCGUCUACUUCAAACAAUUCAUUGAGGUGCUUCCUGGUGGAGGGCAACGCCGAAACCCCAAGAGGAAGAAUGCAAACGUAUAUUCGACGCCUACGACUUUCACUCCGCCAACACAGGAGGAAAUCGACCGUGUGUUUGAGACACACCUGGGGUCCAUGGCUAGGGGUGGAACCUAUGGAGACAACAUGGAGAUAUCGGCCUUUACUUCAGUCUACAAGGUCGACGUGAAGAUAUACCAGCGUGAUUUCGCCUACAUGAUCACCGCCCCAGACGAUGGGACAGUCCAUCCCGUCGCCCAUAUUGCGUAUCACACAUGGCAACACUACUCCUCGAUACGCAACACCGACGGCCCCUACACCGGCCUCCCCAAUGUCCACGAAAAACCUCUCACCCCCGAAGAAGAAGCCGCCAACCAAGCCGCCGCCGCCCAGAUGCCCCAGGUCUUCCCCUGGAUGAUAAAUGUCGUUCAGCAAUCCCUCCCCUACCUCACCGACGAAGAAACAAUCAAACGCAUCCUCGAAUCACACAAAGGCAACAUCGACGCAGCUGUGUGCUCGCUCCUCGACGCCGAAGAUGGCGCUAGCAUCUCCUCGCAGGACGGCAGUGCCAGCACAGAACGUGACCCUGACUCUGACGACGAAGAUCUCUCCGCACCGAAUAAGAAGCAAGACCGCCGUAUGAGCCGUGCCACGAAGGCCGUCCGCAAAGCAAAGGCUGAAGAACGUCUCGCCCAGGCCAUCGAAGCAGCAGGCCUCGUGUCGGAAGCAGACACCACUGGUUCAUCUGACCAUGGCGUUCCAAGGGAAUCCUCACCUACCGGCCCGCCGCGCAGGAAACUCAUCCCAAAGUCCCGACUGAAGCACAAGACUGGCGAAGAAGGCACAUCUGACUCCGCGUCAGGAACCUACUCGCCGUCCUGUUCAUCAGUCGCGUCAUCCGCAUCCCCCAGCCGCUCGUCAUCAAUAGGCCCAAUACUCGCACCAAAGAACAACAUCAAGCUUGUCGUCAAGCCGCCCGCUGUCGUACCAAAACGUAUCACAGCACGUGAACGUGGAGAUCUCAAGAAAGCAGCACAAAAAGCAGCAAGGAAAGAGAGCAAACGCGCAGCAGCAGCAGGCGCAGCAAACCGAGUGGAUGUGAAGAGCGAAACACCCACAUCUGCACCGGCGCACACACCAUCACCGCCCACAGAACUGGGAAUGGGGAUACGCACACUAUAUAUCUGAGGACAUCAUCCCACGCGCUGUCGGUCGCAGGGACAUUUAUAAUAUUCUUUCUUUCGUCGGUUUUGGAUUUGGAGUUGCAAGAUGGGGGUUGGCAGGCAAGCAGGCAUAGCGAAUUACCCCAACGGCUGGGGGAACAUGGGUUUUUUACAUCACAAUCUGGGGCGUUUUUUUAUUUACGGGUGAAACUGGGGGAAAGCAUGAAUUGAGCGAAAAGGUGCAUUGGUGGUUGCAAGCAUCUGGAAUUGACAUGAGCGAAAGACAGGGCAUGAGCGGGGCAACGGAUUUGCAUUACGCCCUGGCCGAAAUUACUUCAAAGGCGGGGGGGGGGCAUUUGUUUUUUUAAUUAUUUUGG
Pseudogymnoascus verrucosus is the source of this 2060-nucleotide messenger RNA. RefSeq lists its product as uncharacterized. The coding region runs from base 308 to 1708 and encodes 466 amino acids. Lineage: Eukaryota; Fungi; Ascomycota; Leotiomycetes; Thelebolales; Thelebolaceae. Gene Ontology annotation, biological process: protein deubiquitination. The transcript is spliced from 3 exons. Gene Ontology annotation, molecular function: ubiquitin binding; cysteine-type deubiquitinase activity. The record is from RefSeq and is a predicted model, not a curated record.